AUGGAGAAACACAAAGCAGAAGAAGACAGCCUGUGGCAGCACGUCUCGGUGCUUCUUCAAAUGGAAAUAGACGAAAAGACAGCGCCAUCAGAAAUACAGCAAAAGCUGGACACCCACGUCAUGCCGCAGAUCGAAGAUCUCGACUUGAUCAGCAAGGCAGAAGAACAGGGCGCAAGCAGAGUAAGAGCAGACAGAGUUGUGUACUCAUCGCUUAUUACAGCUCUUUACAACAAAAUACUGCAGGCCCGCCCCGAAAGAGUGGACGAGAUACUGCCGUACAUCCAGGGAAGAAUACGAGACAAAGACAAAAGGAUCAGAGGAAACGCAGUUUCUUUUAUUUUCAAAAAUAUUCAGGCGAUCAAGGGCACAAACACAAAGGUCAUAGCGAAAACAAUGAUUGACCUGCUGAAGAACAAGAAGAAAGCCAUACGGGUCUUUUACUUAAAAAUAAUUGCAUCAAAUAUAAACGAGUUUUCGGAAAUGCUAGCGCCCAGCGAUGUUAAGUAUCUCAUCAACACGUUCUCGCUGGUGUGCGAGUGCUAUCUGUCAGAAAAACAAAACAUCACAAGCUUUAUCAAAAAGAUAUUUGCAAUAAUCAACCGUUUGAAGUAUUUGGGAAAGCUCUCUCUAUCUAACGUCCUCCCUCUCUUUGAAGUUUGCAACAUGACAGCCCCAGAGCUCCUCCCUUUCCUAAGAGGGUUCUACAGAAGAGUCGAGAAAGAGAUAUGCGAUCCGUCUUUCCUGCGACAGCUUGAAAAAGAAGAGAGCGAAAGCACGCGGAUAAACCUUCUAGCACUUGUGGCAUGCGGUGUAGAUGACAAAAUGAAGGUGUUUUUAAAGUACAAAGAGUUUGCGCAGAAAGUGCAGACGCUUGAAGUCAGAAUGCAUCUCUUCAGAAUACUGAAACAGAGCAAACACAAUAUCGAUCCAGCUCUCUACUUGCCUGAAAUACAGAGUGCACUAGACGAUCUGGCAGGGAGCAAUAAUACAGAAGCUGCCAAAGCCGCUCUAGAUAUGUACAUGAUAUACGCAAAAGAAGACCUUGUGCCAGCGAAAGAAUUCCAGGAAACUAUCUUUAAAAUUUUCAAGGAAACAAAACAUCUCAAGAGUACCAUUCUGCUUUUUUUAGACGAAGCAUUGAAGGGCCUAAGCAGCAAACAUUCUGCGCCAUGCAGCAAUGCUGAUAGCGGAAACUAUCCAGAGCUAGCAGCACGAACAGCCUCUACUCUAAACCCGUCAGCUCUGCCCUCUGCAGUCACAAACGAUGAGACAUCAUUUGCCCAUGACUCAUUUGGCGCUGACUAUCACGAGAACAAUCCAGCAGCUGCAGAUGAGCUCUUGCCCUCUGAUCAUAAGAAUAAGAAUGGUACACCGCCUCAUUCAGAGAAGGUAGCGCACAGUCUAAAGACGCUUAUUCAAACCAUUCUGUUCUACCUGGUGGAAUAUAACGAAGUGGAGGCUCUGGAGACAUUCUUGAACUACUUCAACCCAUUUGAGUAUGGGGCGCCCUCUUCCAUCUACUCUGCAAGCAAUACAGUUACUUUCUACACUGUUCUAUGGUACAUGCACACACUUCGAGAGUCACCUGCGAUGGCUUCUGAGCAUACACUCGAUGAUAUAGCGAUCCAUAAAAUUACACACCGCGACUUCGAUCUUUCUCUGGAAUUCUACUCCGUUCUAUUCAUUCUUUCAGAGUCAUCGCAGCAGUGCAUGCACAAGCUUAAGAAUGACCUGUUCGCCCAGAUGGCGGCAUACCUCUCAGAUCUGCUAGACAGUGUAAGAGCAUCCCGAGAGUUCUUAAGAGACAACUACAAAGAAAUAGUGUACACAAUAGAUGGGCUGGUUGUGCAGCUGAACAAGAAGAACAAUACAUACAGACCGGUUCUCCAGCUGGCACAGCACAGCUUGGCAUCUAUCACAGCCCUCAUGCUGUACCUUCUAAACUCUGAGAACACCAUCAAAAAUCUGCAGACCAUUAAGAGCCAUAUGGAGCCUGCGCUUGUGCAGAGCAUCGACAUAGAAAAAGCCAAGGAGUACGGAAUCCUAUCAGAGAAGAAUACAAAAAAAUACGAGAAAUUCAUGGGUCUUCUAAGCAAGCGAGCAGCAGCUGCAUCUGAAAUCGAUCUUUCUUCCGUUACAGAGCACUCUGUAUCUACUAACCUAGACACAAAUAUAAUAGAGGGAAUCUCCAAAAUAGAAGACCAGAAAUAA
Nematocida minor is the source of this 2211-nucleotide messenger RNA. RefSeq lists its product as uncharacterized. NCBI's taxonomy places the organism in Eukaryota, Fungi, Microsporidia. The record is from RefSeq and is a predicted model, not a curated record. The coding region runs from base 1 to 2211 and encodes 736 amino acids. The transcript has a single exon.